AUGGUCCCCAGUGCGCGCUCCGAGCUGGAAGACGCCGUUUCUACUUCUUCCCACGACCCCAGCGAUAACACCCGGAGAAAACCCCAGCAGCGGGCGGGAUAUCCCUCCUCGGCCCCCGCUUCAACCUCCACAUCUCCGGCAGAAGUGAAGAAGCACCAGCACAAACACAGCCUCAAACACCGCUACGAAGUGAUGCAGACGCUGGGCAGAGGCGCGUACGGGAAAGUCAAGAAGGCGAUGGAGAGGGCGUCAAUGCGCACGGUGGCCAUCAAAUCUAUAAGAAAAGAGCGAAUCCAUGAUGACCUGGACCGAAUCCACAUUCAAAGAGAGAUCGAGAUCACGUCAGCCCUGCAGCACCCAAACAUCAUCCGCUUCCACGAGGUGUUUGAGAGCAAAGACAAGAUUGUGAUUGUGAUGGAGUACGCCAGCAGAGGAGAGUUGUUCGAUUACAUCCAGGAAAGAAAACGACUUCAGGAGACAGAGGCCAGAAGCCUCUUUAGACAGAUCACAUCUGCAGUUCACUACCUCCACAAGAAUGGUGUUGUCCAUCGAGACCUAAAGUUGGAAAACAUUCUCCUAGACCAAGACCUCAAUGUCAAGCUGGCGGACUUUGGGCUCUCAAACCACUUCCAAAAGGGUACUCUUCUACAGACGUACUGUGGUAGUCCUCUCUAUGCGUCACCAGAGAUCGUCCAAGGCCAGCCAUACCAAGGCCCAGAGGUGGACUGCUGGGCCCUGGGGGUUCUGCUGUAUGCGUUGAUGUACGGCAGCAUGCCCUUUGAUGGAGCAAGUCACAAAGUACUCAUCGAGCAAAUCAUACACUGUCGCUAUCGCCGACCAGACCCUCCCUCAGAUGCCUGUGCGCUGAUCGACUGGCUGCUGAGUGCUUGUGCGAAGGACAGAGCCACGAUUGAGGACGUGGCAAACCACUGGUGGGUGAACUGGGGCUACGAGGAGAGUGUGUGCGACUGCCCCAGCUCCGCUCAGGACUGCCCCUCUCCGUUGCUUGCCCGCUACAUUGACUGGCAGAAUCAGGCCACUGCUUCUAGCCUCUUCAGCUUACCCCUGAAGCCAGAGCAGGGACUGGGUAGCCUUAAAAAGUCUCGCAAGGAGAACGCAAUCCCUAAGAGUGCGAUGCGGGUGGCCUGUCCGGCUUCUACCGUCGCAGGCAGGAAGCCAAAAGGAAUCCUCAAACAGCAGAGAAGUUUUGACUCUGUCUUUCACAGCCAGGCUAGCGUCGACAUGGCAAGAAACAGCAAUGACAACAUAUCCAACAGUGGACGUUCUACACUCAACCACCACUCGUCUAAAAUGCCCAAAAAGGGAAUCCUCAAGAAUCUUUACGAUGAUUAUGAUCCUUCUGUUGCAAAGGCUAGCUCUGCAGUUGAUGAGACUAGUGUUUUGUGCUCGUCCAAACUGGAUUCUGCCACAGACGAGAGCCCCACCUUGCGCACAGAGGCGGUGAGAAGAAGGAAAGGUAUUCUGAAACGCAAUGGCAAGUUCUCGCGCAGUCUCGACCUCCCUGAUCACCGCGACUUGUCCUUCCAAGCUGCUACACUGCCAGAGACCUUGCAGCGGCUUCUAUCCAGUGCUGGAGUGGGAGAGGUGAGCCGUCCUUCGUCCGUAGUGAGUGAGGACAGUCUCUUCUCCACGGACUCCUUUGACACUCUGGACUUGAGUGCACAAGCACGACGCCGGAUGUUCUCACGAGAGGCAAUACAGCACAGUGGGUGUGGGUCGGAGGAAGAGUGUUCAGGGAUAAUCAGAGAGACUUGA
Messenger RNA from Knipowitschia caucasica, 1776 nucleotides. The record is from the annotation of a GenBank genome assembly. NCBI's taxonomy places the organism in Eukaryota, Metazoa, Chordata, Actinopteri, Gobiiformes, Gobiidae.